Molecule: messenger RNA, 1521 nt
Organism: Aspergillus steynii IBT 23096
Lineage: Eukaryota; Fungi; Ascomycota; Eurotiomycetes; Eurotiales; Aspergillaceae
Product: aminotransferase, class III
Exons: 5
Coding region: 1-1398 (465 amino acids)
Cellular component (GO): cytosol
Molecular function (GO): transaminase activity; pyridoxal phosphate binding
Source: RefSeq, a predicted model, not a curated record
AUGGCCGACCCAAGCAAAAUCCAAGGCACUACCACACCCCAGAGCGCCGUUCUCCACAGGGACACUCGUUUCAUUCCCAAAAAGGCCAUCGGCGGCAAAGGCAGCUACAUCUUUCUCGAAGACGGCACCAAAUUCCUAGACUCGACCGGCGGCGCAGCCGUCUCGUGUCUAGGCCACGGCCAUGAGAAAGUCAGCCAGGCAGUGACCAAUCAGAUUAAACAACUCUCAUAUUGCCAUUCCGCGUUCUUUGGAACCAACGUAUCCGAAGAACUAGCGAGGUUCUUGACCGACUCGACGGCCGGGAAACUGUCGAAGCUAUACGUUGUCAGUUCGGGCUCCGAGGCCGUCGAAGCAGCCCUCAAACUAGCCCGCCAGUACUACCUCGAGCUCCCCACCCCACAGCCCCAGCGCACGAGAUUCAUCGCCCGAUCCCCCUCCUACCACGGCAUCACGCUGGGGGCCCUCGCAGCCGGCCGCCACGUUCUUCGCCGCGAACCCUUCGAGCCUCUCCUCGCGCAGAACACCUCGCAUGUCUCGCCUUGCUACGCCUACCGAGGCAAGAAAGACGGCGAGUCCGACGCCGACUACGUGUCUAGGCUGGCGGCCGAGUUGGACGCGGAGUUCCAGCGCGUCGGACCGCAGAAUGUCUGCGCUUUUAUUGCGGAGCCGGUUGUUGGUGCUGCCCUCGGCGCCGUCCCCCCCGUCCCGGGAUACUUUGAGGCCAUGAAAUCCAUCUGCGAGAAGCACGGCGCACUUUUGAUUCUCGACGAGGUGAUGAGCGGGAUGGGUCGCACGGGGACGCUGCACGCGUGGGAGUCCGAGGCCGUGGUGCCGGACCUGCAAACGAUCGGGAAGGGCCUCGGUGGCGGAUACGUGCCCGUCUCGGGGGUCUUGAUCGGCGAGAAGAUCGUGCAGGCGCUGGAUCGCGGCUCCGGCGCUUUCCGCCACGGUCAGACCUACCAGGGACAUCCUGUUUCGUGUGCGGCGGCGCUGGCGGUGCAGAGGGUUAUCGAGGAGGAGGGGCUCUUGGAGAAUGUUAAAGUUAUGGGGAGGUAUUUGGAGGAGAGGUUGAAAGAGAGGGUUGGGGGGUGUGAGCAUGUGGGGGAUGUUAGGGGAAGGGGGUUAUUUUGGGGGAUUGAAUUCGUCAAAGACCGCACUACCAAAGAGCCCUUCCCGACGUCCGCGUCCGUGGCGGUUCAGAUCCAGGAAACAGGCUUGGAUCCGGCAUUUGGGAUCUCACUGUAUGCGUCGUCAGGCACGGUGGAUGGCACGCGCGGCGAUCAUGUUCUCCUGGCACCGCCGUAUAAUGUCACCAAGGAGGAGAUCGAUCUGAUUGUUGAGAAGACAGGUUUGGUGAUUGAGACUGUGUUCGCGAAGAUUGUGGCGGAGACAGCGUAGAAUGGAGGAAUUGAGAUGAGUGUGGGUUCGAGAGUUAUUCAUGUUAUUACCGCUAAGCUGAGUCGACUGAUAUAGUUAUGGUGGUAGUGAUUAUAAUUCAAGGCAAAAUAGAUACAGAUCCAU